Molecule: messenger RNA, 930 nt
Organism: Microthlaspi erraticum
Lineage: Eukaryota; Viridiplantae; Streptophyta; Magnoliopsida; Brassicales; Brassicaceae
Source: the annotation of a GenBank genome assembly
AUGAUUUGGCCUGAAGAGAAUUACCCAGAGAGAGAGUCCAAUCGAGCUAGAAAGAGAAGACUCUUCCCAAAGAUUAUCCCCAAGACAGAUAACUCAGGAAAGUUUGUUGUGCCUUGUAUCAUCAAAGGUAACAUUCUUGAGCAAUCUUUGUGUGACACAGGAGCCAAUGUGAACAUCAUGUCUAAGAGGAUAGCUGACAAGAUAGGCCUCACCAAGAUAGAGCCAUCAUCCAUCUCCAUCAACUAUGCUGAUUCAUUCUCACAAACACCCUAUGGCUUUGUGCCUAAUGUGAUGGUGCAGAUUGGAAAUUGCUCUAUCCCUACUGAUUUCCAGAUUGUGGAAAUGAGAGAGAGUAGCCAUAGACCUCUCAUAUUUGGAACCCCUUUCCUGUCUACUGUGGGUGCCAUAUUUGAUUUCCCCAAUCAAAGAAUCUCUUUCAACAAGGUGAACAAGGGUAUGUUCUUCCCUAUGUGUUCAACAAAGAACUCUUUUGUUGACAUGGUCCAAGAGGAGAAAGCUACUUUGAAGCCACCCCAAGAAGGAGAAACUGAAGAAACAAUCAAGGAAGAUCCCAUUCCUAAGCCCAAGCAGCUUGCCAAACAAGCAAGGAGUAAGACUAAGGCCCCUACACCAAAACCGCCCAAGGGAUCAACCAAGAUUGAAGAUGAGGCCAAGCCAAGAAGGAAGGUUAGAAAACCUAGGUCUGGCCGCAACAUGAAGCUUCUAUUCCCAGAGGAGCUUAUUGAUGAGAAUCUAGAAGGAUUCAAGGAGAAAGUGACAAGAACUCUAAAGCUUUUUCCUAAGGCAGUAGUGCCAAGGGACAUUCAUGGAGAGAUUGUCUAUCCAGCUGUGAAUCACCCACCAGAUACUCAUUGCAAGGAGAAAAGACUUGGAGGAUCAAGGAUGCCUCUUGUCUCCAUCUUCUCCUGA